AUGUCCAGGCCGCACCUCCGGCCCCCACGACUCCUGUUUACGUGGCAGCUGUUGUGGCUGCUGGUCCAGGAAGCUCAGCCUUCUGAACUGGCCCUGGAUCCUGUCCUGCUGAUCUCUGUCCUCCCAGGGACGACUGAGCCCUGGCCUUCGGAUCAGCAAAACCCCCCACCUGAGCCUUCAAAUACCAUUGAACAGGUUAAAUCUCUGUCACUCCGAGAAGAGGACUCACCUCUGCCUACAGAUGCCCCUGAGGAAGUGAAACCUCCAGCCCCUCUGGAGACCCCAGCUCAGCAAGUCCUUUCAACCCAGCAGGAGGUCCCUCAAAACCCCCCUGAGAAGAUGGAAUCAUCUCCAUCCCAGGAGGAGACCCCAGCUCAGCCUACUUGGGAGGCUGAUGCUACUGCCCUGCAGCAGACUACAGCUCCUCCAAAGCACCCUGAGGUGACACUUCCACAUCCAGAAGCUGUUCAGGUUCAGCAGCCAACCUUGAUUGAAGUCACUAUUCAGCCUUUGGACCUGGAAGUCACAAUAAUUCAGCAACCUCCUACAGGGGCUGAUGCUACAGCCCUGCAGCAGACUACAGCUCCACCAAAGCACCAUGAGGUGACACUUCCACUUCCAGACCCCAUUCAGGCUCAGCAACGAACCUUGAUUGAAGUCACUAUUCAGCCUUUGCACCUGGACAUUACAAUAAUUCAGCAACCAGAGUCAUCUGAGACAGUUUCUACAAUGACUAAACAGAGUGCCACCAUGAACAUAUGUGAGCUGUGUACCUGCAGUAAUGGGACACUGUCGUGUACUGGUCUCAGUCCAGAGCAGAGGCUCCACAGAGUGCCUGUACCGGAGCCCAACAGCACCUUCAUUGUCCUAAACUUGCAAGGAAACUCUAUUUCUUUCAUUGAUAAAGAUACAUGGAAGUCAUACCACUUGGUUGAGAAAUUAAAUCUCAGUGGAAAUAAUUUGAGAAAAUUACAUAAGGAUUCAUUUGAAGGCCUGCAUUCCCUCCAGUACUUAGAUUUAUCCUGCAAUGAAAUACAAUUUAUUGAACGAAAUACAUUUGACUCACUACCUUCUUUGCAGUAUAUAAAUCUUGGUUGCAAUUUAAUCACAAAAGGCUUUGGAACAUUUCAGGCCUGGCAUGGAAUGCAGUAUUUACACAAGUUAAUUCUCAGUUGUAAUCCUCUGACAACUGUUCAAGAUCCAUAUCUUUUUAAGUUGCCAGCAUUAAAAUAUUUAGACAUGGGAAAAACACAAGUGUCACUUAUAACAGUUGAGAGAAUCCUUGUGAUGACCCUUCAUUUGGAAAAACUGGUCUUACCUAGCCAUUUGGCCUGCUGCCUCUGCCAAUUUAAAAAGAAUAUUGAGGCUGUCGGCAAGACAGUCAAACUGCAUUGUGACCCUGAGUGUCUGACAAAGACACCUUGUGAUGAAGAGCUACUUAUAGAAGGAUUGUUCAUGAAAAUAUUAGAAGGCCGGAAGAACACCAGCACUGAGCUGACUGUUGAGCCAGAGGGAGCAUCCAGAGUAAAAAAUGGUGACAAUUUAUCACCCUUCAUGAGCUUCCUGAUAAAGCAUCUCAAUGAGCAGCAAAAAGUAAAGGUUUCCAAGGCAGAGCAAGAUACGAAUCAAUGGAAAAAAGAGAACUAUAUGAAUGAGAGGCCAGAAGCCCAGAGUAAACAGAUAGAGCAGGAGUCAAAUGAGCUCACAAAAGAAGUGCAAGGAUAUGGCUACAACCACCAUCUCAUCGUGGCAAUACCUGUGACUUUAGGAGCAAUAGUUUUUAUUGUAAUUUUCUGUUUCAUGGCGAUUUAUUAUAGAACACCAUCAGAAGAAGGUAAAGAAGGAAGCUCAAGGGGCUUUUUUUCAAUUCUCCAUCAUAAGAGAAGCUCACCGAAACACGAGAUGGAGGAGCACCUUUUCUGGAAAAGGCAGCCGUUUUGGCUUAGGGAUUUGUAUAGACCUGUCAGUGCCACGUCCAUAGAAAACAUGGCACAAAAGCUGCAUGACAAGGAUGUGUCUGUUGAGGAUGAGCUGUUCUACAAAAUGUUGCGUGGCGAAUUCUCAGUGUUCAAGGUUGCUGCUACAGACUCGGCGGCUUAGGGGCCAAGCAAAUCACAGCACACGAUACUGCCAGGGAGCGAACCCCAUCCUCAGGAUACCUGA
Molossus molossus (Pallas's mastiff bat) is the source of this 2163-nucleotide messenger RNA. It is a transcript of the gene LRRC37A, whose product is annotated as leucine rich repeat containing 37A. Lineage: Eukaryota; Metazoa; Chordata; Mammalia; Chiroptera; Molossidae. Gene Ontology annotation, molecular function: protein binding. The record is from RefSeq and is a predicted model, not a curated record.